Molecule: messenger RNA, 1521 nt
Organism: Iphiclides podalirius (scarce swallowtail)
Lineage: Eukaryota; Metazoa; Arthropoda; Insecta; Lepidoptera; Papilionidae
Source: the annotation of a GenBank genome assembly
AUGGAUCCCAGAUUGUUAUUGGUGUUGUGCGUAACACUCUCGUGUUAUUACUUCGCGUCUGCGCAGAAAGAGAGGCGAGUCGUGAAGCCCCCGCCGACGAGGUUCACGUGCCAGGGCCGCGCCUCUGGCUACUACGCCGACGUGGAGACCGGUUGCCAGGUGUACCACAUGUGCGACGGGCUGGGGCGUCAGUUCAGCUACUCGUGCCCCAACACCACGCUCUUCCAGCAGCGGAUGCUGGUCUGCGACCACUGGUACAUGGUCAACUGCUCCAAGUCCGAGAGCGAUUACGACGCCAACCUGCUGAUAGGUCAGCGGGACAAGCCGUUCGUGUCGGAUGAGGAUAUGCGUUCUCGUACGCCUCGGCCCGACAUCCUGUCUGUGCCCCCCAACAGCAACUAUUACGAGGGCCUGAGAGAGGCUGAGACAAAGUUCCCCAUCCACCCAGGCAACAGCAUCGUGGGCGUCGCCGACUCUAUCGCCGACGUCGAAAACAACGACUUGGAUGGCGGCAAACAGAGCUUCCCGUCCCCUACUUCCUGGUCCAGCGGGAGGCGCUCUCCGAACGUGUUCAGCGAUAAAAGCGCUGGGACUAAUGUCAAACAUAGCCAGGACAGCAUCAACGAGGCCUCGCAGAAGAUAGAACCCGCCUUAGUACCAAACCCCGACAAAAAUGCCAAUAGAAGCAUGGUAACCAUACCACCUCCAUCGCGAGAACUCAGCCCUCCGUUCUCUCCGACCACCGAAGGGUCAGACGUUACAGGGCGGGAGAGGAAAGAGGACCCAGUGUUCAACUUCAUUAAACGCUUCGACCCAAACCUUCCGGAGGCCCACAAGACCUCCAUGACGAAGACCCAAAUCGUCGACAUAAAUCAGCAACUGCCCGCGGGCCAAGUCAGCUCCGAGGAGGAGCGAACGCCACGGAGGAACAAAGACUUCGGCAACAACUCGAACAAACUUCAAGGCGAUAGCAAAGGUGUCGUCGAGAGCAAUAGAUUCGACUCAGUCAACGUGAAAUCCGGCAAAGCCACUGAGCCGACGGCCUCCGUCGACGCCGAUCGGGUUCCAGUGCCCGAAACGCGUCUGCUGCCGCCCAAAACCGAGUACUCUCAAAUACCCUCGACCACGAUGGGCCCGCCGAUAUACUACGAGUGGAAAUGGGCCGUGCCGGCGUUCGACUUGGAGCCACCCAAGCCGAGUAACGGGACGAACUCCACCGCUGCACCAAAUAAAAGGAAGGCGCAAGGGAGGCGGCCGUUCAGCGAAGACCGCUCCACCACCACACCGGCACCGCCGGAGCCGCUCAACACGGAGUACAACAUCAGCUCGUACUUCGUGCCAGACUACGUGUUCCCCCUGGACCAGCCGCAUCCGGGAUACGACGGGGAGGACGCCGAGACCUCCUUCCGGGUGAGGGUGUCCAGGCCCGGCCGGGCCAGUUACGGGGAGAACGAGAAGUGCCCCCACUGCCACCCGGCCUACGUCGAGCCCGGCACCUGCGAGCCGUGCAUUGUGAAGCGG